This is a messenger RNA of Trifolium pratense (red clover), 1980 nucleotides long. Its product is annotated as molybdopterin synthase catalytic subunit. Bases 1105 to 1662 code for a protein of 185 amino acids. The record is from RefSeq and is a predicted model, not a curated record. NCBI's taxonomy places the organism in Eukaryota, Viridiplantae, Streptophyta, Magnoliopsida, Fabales, Fabaceae. Gene Ontology annotation, biological process: Mo-molybdopterin cofactor biosynthetic process. Gene Ontology annotation, cellular component: cytosol. The transcript is spliced from 2 exons. Gene Ontology annotation, molecular function: molybdopterin synthase activity.
UUCCUUCUUCCAGUUUUUCUUCGUUUUAUAGUUUCAGAUUUCAUUCCCAUCUACUUGUCUGUUUAUUCAUGCAUGUUAAUUUCUUGGAAAUUUUAUUAAAUUCAUCAAAUUGAUAUUUUAAUGUUAUGUUGUUUGGUGCUAAUUUGUCUAUAUGCUGAUAAUGAAUUAAUGAUAAAAAGCUUAAUUAAGAUUCUCAAUGUUGUGAAGCAAGAUGUUAUAUGGUUGAUCUGUUGACUUCAAUUAUUUGAUGUUGAAUUAAAAUUGAAUGUUUUACUGAAUUUUGAAUAUCUAGAUCAUGUAAGAAAUUAUGCUACCGUGGAAGAAAUUACACCCGAGGUGCUAGCUCAGUGAUAAGAGUUUAGUCCGAUAACCUCAUCCUCAUGUGCCGAGUUUGAAUCCUAGAGACAGAUAGCUGUUGUAAAAUGACCAUUGAGCUUAAUUGUUACAUCCCAAAAUUUUAGAAACCAAUUACUAGUACCUAAUGGAUAGAAUCCUUAAAUAUGUUAAGGAAUAAUAGUGAUUUAGAAAUAGAUAAAUUUGUGAUUAAAGGCUUAAUAGCAAUUGGUAAUUACUAGAACAAGUGAGGACAAAUAAUCAUUUGUUAAGAGGAAUAAGAUUCGAUUAGGAGUUAAUUAGAAAAAGGUGAGGACAUGAGAGUAAUUAGACAAGAUUGCAUGUAAUGUAAAUUAAUAAAAGUGCAAGGCAUUAUAAAAUUAGGUCUUUGGUUUCUAAAAUUCAUCGAACCCCAACGAACCCCAAAUCCUUCUCCAACCUUCAGCGCUUCACCGUUCCUUGAAAUAACACCAUUGCAUGCAAGACUUCCAUGGAAUCCAAGCUUCAUUUCACUAGUCUAAAAGCUCAAUAAGAGGAAUUAAAGACGAAGGAUUCAAGAUUGAGCUAUUAGGAGAAAAUGGAAUUGAGAUCCAAAGCUUGAAGAACAUAAAAUCAUCUUCAACUCAUCACUACCCAAAUUUCAUCUCUUCAUCUUCAAAUUAUUAAGGACGAACUGCUGGACUCAUCUGCUUUAACCUUUUAGUGAAGAAAAGUCUCUAAAAGCAGCAGAUAUUAAAUCCGUCUGCAUAUUAUCUGACCUUCCGGUAGAGAAUGGCUGCUGAAGAUGAUAAGGAUCUUAUUGAAAUCUUGGAAAACCAGAACUCAAUAGAUGUUGCUAAAUAUAUGAACUUUGUCAGUGCACCGCAGGCUGGUGCUAUAGCUACAUUUUCAGGCACAACUCGUGACACUUUUGAUGGAAAAACAGUUCUGGAGUUGGUAUAUGAAGCUUACAUUCCAAUGGCUAUACGUUGUAUCAAGUCUGUUUGUACGUCUGCACGAGAAUCCUGGAAUCUACAUUCCAUUGCUGUUGCUCAUCGGCUAGGUACCGUACCUGUAGGAGAAACAAGUGUCUUCAUUGCAGUGUCAUCUGUCCACAGGGCUGAUGCACUCGAGGCUUGUAGAUAUUUGAUAGAUGAGAUAAAAGCAACAGUUCCUAUUUGGAAAAAAGAGGUUUAUUCAAAUGGAGAGGUCUGGAAAGAGAACACUGAAUUCUUGGAGAGGAGGUCUGAGCUUGGUAAAAAGGAUGUAGCUGUCGAAAUUAAGGAGCACAAGAAAGAGCUUUGUUGUGGGACUAAGGUUCGUGUUAACCAUGAAGGUAGCCAGGAUUAAUGUCAACUUUGAGGAUCAAAGAAUAUACAAGAGAGUGAUUGCAAUAAUUUAACAUUAGUUUGCAAAAUCUCUCUCUCUCUCUCUCUCUUCCAUCAUUCCCGAUCUCUUAAUAAGAAUGUAUUUAAGCUUUUGAAAUCAAUAAACCUGUUCAUCGCUUGACAUUAAUAAGAAUGUUGUUAUUUAAGUUCUCUCACUGAGAUGUGAUUCCCAUCACAAUCAGAAGAAGAAAAAAAGUAGAAUUUUCAACAUUGGCGCAAAAGCGUUACAAUAAAAGAAGGUCAAGAGUUUAUAGAAUACAUGUUAAUGAUGUUGCUGGGA